This is a messenger RNA of Penaeus vannamei (Pacific white shrimp), 1145 nucleotides long. NCBI's taxonomy places the organism in Eukaryota, Metazoa, Arthropoda, Malacostraca, Decapoda, Penaeidae. The record is from RefSeq and is a predicted model, not a curated record.
AUGAAAGGAGAUAACUUCGGCCUCUUCAGCCCCGUGAAGUCCCUGACAGUGAAAAAUUAUAACAAGAUACUGGUCGACCAAAAACACAAACUGGAAACUAAACCAUUCUCUGGGGGUAUUUAUAGGGCCUCCAGCACUCAGAUCACCAGUCUGUGGGUUCCAACCACUUGCUAUAAAUAUUUGGUGACAACUCGUGCCAUAAUGCAACGUCUCAGCCUCCUCAUCUUGGCCGCCUGCCUCUCCCUGGCACUGACAAAGAGCGUCCAUACAACGGAGAAGCCCUGUGAGGACUACUGCAGAUUGAAGGCCAAAAUAACCAAUACGAAUGCUGCGACCGAAACCCGGGACGAUGCCCCACCGUCAAGCGGCCCUAUUGCCCUCAGAUACACAUAUCCGUUCGCUCCUGCCGCUUCGACACCCACUGCGAAAAGCACGAGAAAUGCUGCGAAGAACCUUGCCUGACCCACAAGGUGUGCAAACCUGCCAUUCAGGGGCCGCGCGCUGGGUGACGUCACUGCUGCUGCUGCGGGAGGCAGGAGAAGGAAGCCUACCGGCGACCCUAUUUACUAUACAGAUACAUAUUCGUAGACAUACAUACAAAUAUAUAUACAUGCAUACACUGGACUUGAUUAAUAAAGUGUUAUAUACUUCACCCUUCUGCUUACAUAUUCCUAUGAAUUCGAUAUCACUUAUAAGAUGCGCACCAUAUUCAUGCAGAAGAAUCUCUUAAUCUUAAAUACCUCUUAGUAAAGUUAGUAAAAGUUAGUAAAGAAAGUAAAGGCCUCGUGAUGUCUUUAUAUAUGUGUCACUCCGUCUCUGUCUAAUCAUAUUAUCUUAUCACUGUAACUUUUUCUCACUGACUGUAAAAAUGUAUAAUUACCCAACGCUAUACAUCUCCGAAGAAAUAAAACAGAGUAAAUGUACUAAGACAAACCGCCAUGAUCCAAGCAAACGCCCGCUCAGGGAAUCGCUGCUUAAAAGGACGUCUCGUCAGAGAGCAGGACAGGCAGAACGGAAGGAAGAGAGAGACAGGGACAGACGGCACACAGACGACGGUCUCGCUCAUCACCGCUCCGCCCUGGGCACCAGGGGCACGGGUCUCUCGUGGGGUUUCACACACCUUCCCCAAUAAACCUUCAAGUCCA